CUCUUGCGCACUCAAAACACGAAAAGUUUGUUCUUUUCUUCUCAGUGUCUUUUCACAUUUACUCUUAUGGACAAUGUUAUUUUUUCCUGUAAACAUUUUAAGGACUGUGAGCCUAUGGUGUACAUGUUCAUCGCGAUUAUAGCAAUCGCAAUUUACAUGUGCUACAAAGGUUGUCAUGGAGUGAUUAAAAUAUCCAGAAAAAAUGCUGAAAGGCAAGCAGAAUCGGGUGUCCACGUCGAAGGUGGAAUUUCUCAAGCAGUACAAAAUACAUCGGUUCAAUUAAGUCACAUUGAGUCCCAACUUAUACCAGAUCUUCCAAGCUAUACAGAUGUUAUGAUUCAAUUAUUUGAUAGUCAAAAUAAUUCAAAUUCUCCGUCAUCUCCACUAAGCGUCCAUUACUCAAAAGGAUCAUCACAAAAGUUCAUAUAUCCACAAGUAGUUCCUCAUCGAUCAGUCUCACUUUAUCAAACAAAUGAAGGAUGCAGCAUUUCCAGACCAAUUGCAUCUAAAUCAAUCAAUUUGAACGAUCUUCCAAGCUAUAAAGAGGCAAUGACAUUGCCAUCACCUAAUCAAUAG
Molecule: messenger RNA, 576 nt
Organism: Chironomus riparius
Lineage: Eukaryota; Metazoa; Arthropoda; Insecta; Diptera; Chironomidae
Source: the annotation of a GenBank genome assembly